GAUCGGCAAUCCAGUGAGGCGUCCCGCGGCUUCCGGCGGUUUCGGAAUUUUGGUCUGGGAACGAAGAGUUGCUCGAGUUCGUAUUUUCGUAAUGUGUCUAUAAACCUAUGAAAUCUGCGAUGGAAGUGCCAGGAGUAAAAGCUUCAAGAAGAACCCAUGGCAUCAACUGCAGAGCCAAAGGUUGCAAGAACUCGAACAACAACAGCAGCCUUUCCUUUUUUGGAUUUCCGCGCGACAACAGAACAGCAGCAUGGAUAGCGUAUGCUGAUCGCCAGGAAUAUGCAGACCUUCCACCAGAACAACUGAAACACAGAAAACUUUGUGCCGUGCACUUUGCAGCUAAUGCUUUUGCCAAUAAGCAAAGGACCUCCUUGAAGCGCACUGCCGUACCUACUGUGCCCCGUGAGACAGCUUCAAGUAGUGUCCCCGUGCUGUCGUGUUCAAGCAGUAGCUCUGGUGAUGCUACACCAGCAGCGUCACACUCACAUACUUCCGAGGUAGAGAGCUCCUCUUCGAAGGACCUAUGGAAAACCAGUCGAGCCGAGUGGAGGAAGCCCCAGCAAGACAGAGUGUGUUCAAAGGACCUUCUGGGAAGUGGACUUAAAGGUGGUCCAAGAAUUAGCCCUAAAGAGGUUGUGGUCUCAUCUGUCUUCCUGGACAAACAGCAAAAGAUUGAGGCCCCUAUACUGGUUCCUGGAAAUGUGGUGCCAGUGAACACCACUGAGACUGUCAUAUAUGUGACGUUAAACGAAACAGAUGAGAUUAUGCCACUUAACUCAAGGAAUGACUCGGACAACGAGACAGACAAAGGAAUGGCUGAAACACUCCGGGACUGUGUAAAGCCUGUCAUUAGCAUGAAUGGAAAUGUCUCCCACACAGCGGGACAUGUCACAGCCCAGUCGAAUGUAGUGUCUGGACAUAAUUACUCGAAAUUACUCGCUUGCGCAUCAUUAAACCUCAACUGCGCACCAGCGAAAGUAGGAAGGCCAAAAUCAUUGACGCCAAAAUGCCAGGAUUGCAGACGCCAUACCGCCGCAAUAGAAAGGUUGAAGAGGCAGAAAAAUGAGCUGAAGCUGAAGCUUCAACAGUGCAUGAAGCGUCAACAGGUCUACAGCCUAAAAGAAAUUGAAAAUGACCAAAAGGAAGGCUCCGAAAGGGCAGCAUUUUUGGUGGACCAGCUACAAAAUUAUCAGAAAAAAUCUCCCAGGUGGUCAGACACGACAAUUCGUCGCUGCAUCUUAUGGAGUAACCGACUGCGUAGUGGCUACACUGUACUACAGUCAUCCAAGGUGAUAAAGCUCCCAACAAUUGCCACACUAAAAAAGUACAUAGUGCCUACAAAUGCAGACUCUGCAACAGAACUCGCAGUGAGCAGCCUCGAGCAUGAAGCGAACUCUAAAAGUUUAGAAGAAAGUGAGAUCUGUGCUUAUGGAUUAAACGACCAUCAACUAGUGCAUCUUCCAUGACAAGGUCUGUGUCCACUGGUUAGUAUUCGCGACCAGUAAUGCGACGGGACCAAGGCUCAAAGAGGAGGUCACAAAUAGGCUUGUGUGUUUUUGGUCUUGGUAUUAAGUACCCAGUACACCCGGUACCGUCCACAAGCUGGCUCUUAUUUCACCGAAGGGCUGCAAGGACCACAACUAUGGUCUUACACUGGAAGCAAAGGAGUUAGUCGAAGGUGCAUGUUCUGUCGUAGUCUUCCUGGUUGCAGACAACCACAAGGCCAACGUGAAUCCACUCGUGUUACCACAUGCAGGCAAGACUGAGCCCUCCAUUUAAAAGCGAUAAAACCCCGGUGCAGGGGACACAACCCCCUGCUUUUUAACCCUCCAUUUAACAUCGACGUGAACUGCUGAGAAAGUUCAUAGCCGAUGACUAGGGUUUCAGAUUCUCGUUAUUUACGAAAAAAGGCCAAUAAAUGUGUACUGGUAAAGUUUUUACACAGAUUAAUUACACAGAUCAAAUUAUGCAUUGAUAAUCACUGGAAUGAGCACUUCAAAUUAUCUGUGGUAUCAAGGUACCUGUGUCAACGUAGCUCCUGCAGCUGAGUACUCUGUUUGUAGCUUUUGGAUGGCCCACGCGAAACAGUGGGCGGCACUUUCUGCUGUAACUCUCAACUUGCACUAUUCGUGUCAAGUGGUGUAGAGCGAGCAUUUUCAAACUUGUCUUAUUGAUUUGAAAUUUAUCUGCGCAAGUAUAAGAAAGUAUUAACAUUGUUGUAACGAAAGGAGCAGCCUGCGAUGUUGCCUGAAUCCCUUAACAUAUGUACAUACCUGGCAAAUUAUUGCAACAAGAACAGAGUUUAGCAGUUGGUAUUGUAACAAAUAAAUAAAUAAAGUGUUACAUUCACUGUA
Molecule: messenger RNA, 2354 nt
Organism: Ornithodoros turicata
Lineage: Eukaryota; Metazoa; Arthropoda; Arachnida; Ixodida; Argasidae
Exons: 4
Coding region: 108-1466 (452 amino acids)
Source: RefSeq, a predicted model, not a curated record